Messenger RNA from Sinocyclocheilus rhinocerous, 5703 nucleotides. Its product is annotated as netrin-G2-like. Gene Ontology annotation, biological process: tissue development; animal organ morphogenesis; axonogenesis. NCBI's taxonomy places the organism in Eukaryota, Metazoa, Chordata, Actinopteri, Cypriniformes, Cyprinidae. The transcript is spliced from 15 exons. Bases 941 to 4291 code for a protein of 1116 amino acids. The record is from RefSeq and is a predicted model, not a curated record.
GCCUCAUCUGCUGCUGGGACGGUUCAGCUCUUCAAGCCCGUAAAUAAACUUCUGCUCCACACUACUUCGACUAGACAAGGCAGGCAGGUUGCAGUGGCCAAAAGUGUUUUCGUCGAGGUUUGCAAAAGAGAACUGAAAGUCAGAUAUUGCGUUGCUCAAUGGCUACAGUAGAUAAGGCAGAGUGAAUGGAGCAGGAGCGGGGAUGGAAUAAGACAGGAUGGGAACGGGAGGUGGAGUACUCUGAAGUCUGUCCUUGAGCGCACAGGACAGAUGCAUCAAUGAAGGUGGGACAGGAACCGAAACUUUAAAUGCACGUUUUUCAGGCAAUACUUGAUUCGAUUCGGAGCUGUCUGGAUGUAGGGCAUCAAUCUAGAAUGCUUUCCAACAAACUACGUGGCAGCCGAAGAAAGCACGAAGGAAAAAGCGUUUGCUGUGAUCUGCGGAGAGGAGUAACGUGUGCAUGUGUUUCUCAUCCAUCUCAAGUGAUAUGGCAGGGAACUGACUGAGGGAGAGAGUUUAUACAGAAGAAAUUCAUCUGGGAACAGUAAAGGUGCUGAUCUCUGGAACCGAGGCAAGGCAACCCAUCAGAAAUGACACAGCUCAUCUCAUCUCACAUGAAUCUUAAGACUGGACUCUGACGCCAGGCACCUUCUGAUUGCAUAUGAACCACUAAAUGCACUUCAUGUCUCUGAACUGAAGUGACAUUCAUCCCUGGACUUGAAUUCAGUUGUCACGUAUAGAAAUUGAACUUUGAAUUUUGAAGAUGUCACAACAGAUCUAAAAAUAACACCUCAGUGUGAACAGGUUUUACAUUAAGUCACACACAGUCUUCCACUGAGGACCAGACUUUGCCCUUUUGGAUGGAUAUUGGAAAUUUCACAAUCUAAAUAAUUUCCAUGCUGAUACACCUAAUAGCUGUGGCGCCCCUUGCCUUUCUCUCAUGCCCAUGGACCUAUCCAGUGCCAUGCUCUCACAGGCGCUCCUGCUCUUACAGUGCAUUAUUCUGACUCCCGGCCAGUACGAUAUCUGUAAGUCGCUGGUCAGCACAGACGAUGGACCAACAUGGGAAUAUUACGCUUGCCAGCCCAAACCCAUGUCCAUGAAGGAGUACAUGCAGAUUAGAGUGGAGCCUCCCGAUAUCACAUGUGGGAAUCCACCGGAGAGGUUCUGCACUCUGGAAAACCCAUACCUGUGCAGUGACGAAUGCGAUGCGUCCACCAAAGAACUUGCCCAUCCUCCAGAGCUGAUGCAAGACCGUGAGCGAACCGAACUCAUCACGUACUGGCAGACUGUAACAUGGAGUCGUUUUCCUGAGCCUCUUCAGGCCAACAUAUCCUUAUCCUGGAACAAAAGCCUGGAGUUAACAGACGACAUCCAGAUAACCUUUGAGUAUGGACGGCCCACAAUAAUGGUGCUGGACAAGUCCCUGAAUUAUGGACGAACCUGGCAGCCUUAUCAGUACUACGCCGAUGACUGCAUGGACGGCUUCGGGAUGUUACCAAAGAGGGUGCAGGAUCUGUCGGCCACGAACGUGACUAGAGUCAUAUGUACCGAGCAAUACUCUCGUUGGGUCGGUUCCAAGAAUGAGAAGAAUGUGCGGUUCGAGGUCCGGGAACGCUUUGCCAUAUUUGCUGGGACAAAAUUACAAAACAUGGGCAACUUAUACACACGCAUGGAGAGUAUGAAAGGCCUCCGAGACUUUUUCACCUUCACAAACCUGCGGCUUCGGCUGCUGAGACCGGCGCUCGGAGGAACAUACGUUCAAAGAGACAACCUGCUCAAGUACUUUUACGCCAUCUCCAAUAUCGACAUACCAGCAAGGUGUAAGUGUAACCUCCACGCCGGUCAGUGCUCCCUCCGUGACGGGAGCCUUCAGUGCAACUGCGAGCACAACACCACUGGACAAGACUGUGCGGCCUGCGAGAGAGGAUUCAAAGCCAAGUCCUGGAAGCCCGGCUCAUACCUGCCCACCCCGAACGGCUCCCCGAACAUUUGUGAGGCGUCGGGAACAUCUGACAUGCCAACACUAGCAGUUACGCUUGACCCUGCCACUGCACCAAUGUCUGUAACUACAUCCAUAACACCACCCACAAUCCAACUGACCUCAACACCAGCCACCACAGGAUCAGUCCAACCUGUCACAGUAUCCCAGACUCCGGGUACAUCAGCGUCUGUAAGCACGUUGACAGACACGGCCACCUCCAGUGACACAUCGACUUCUCCUCCUGCCCCUACAGGCGGCUCAGAGGUCCCUGAAUCCCUCACCAACACACCAGUGCUACUUGUGACAAGCCUUCUGCCCACAAUGCCAGCUGCUACCAUCUCGAGCCAGACCAACACCUCGUCUUUAACUACAGUGCCAUCUCCGUCUAGUCCAACACUCACAGUCGUACCCACAGCACCUGACCAGCCAGUUUCCGCAGCACCAGAUGUGAUACCCGAUGCGCCCACCACAGCAACCGACACCGUGACUGCAACAACUGACUUUGUUACAAGCAAUCCACUCUCUGUUCUUCCUGAGGUUACCGAUUCAUUUGCCUCAUCCUCUGAUGGCACUGCUACAACACUUAAUAUGGACACCCAAGCAAUAUCUUCUGCAACCAUGGCAACAACACCUUCUGCAACCAUGGCAACUUCUGAAGCAACAUCUUCAGCAUCAGCUAGCACAAUCCAACUGCCAACCUCUAUUGCUGUUGAUGCAGUUUCACUGGUUUCUGAUAGAUCUCCUGUGGAAGCGGGUGCAAUGGUUACAGGAAAUACUGCGGUAACCUUAGUUACAAGCACAGUUGUGUCCUCAACUGAUGCUGCAUUUAAAACACUCCCUCCAGACAUUGAUUUGUUUGUCCCAGCAUCUGAUGUUCCUCUAACUCCUGCAUCUGAUGGUGAUGCGCCUGCAAAUGAUGCCAUAGCAGCUGUAACAGAUGCUCCAGCAAUAGUUACAGUUUCUCCAGAGAUUGCUUCCAUUGCCCCAGCAACCUCAGACUCGGAUGCUCCUGCGACUACUACUGUGGCUCCUGAAGGUCCAGGUGAUGCAGAAGCAACCAAUGUGUCUGAUGAAAUCGAACCAGCUCCAGAAGGUCCAGGUGAUGCAGAAGCAACCAAUGUGUCUGAUGAAAUCGAACCAGCUCCAAAAGGUCAAGGUGAUGGUGCUCAAAUUGUCAUAGCAGGUGCAGAAACAGUCACUGAUGCUGCUCCUCAACCUAAUGCUGAGACUGACAGUAAACCUCCAUUUGAAGGUGAAGUUCCUCUUGUUGAGACCGAGCAGGAAAAAACAGCAACAAAUCUGGAGAAGAAAGAUAACGAUUCUCCUGACAGUAAACCUCCGUCUGAAGUAGGAGAAAACAGUGAAGUUCCUCUAGCUGCGUCCAAGGAGGAAAAAACAGCAACAAACCUGGAGAAGAAAGAUAAAAACGCAGAAGCCCCAGUAUCUGGUGACAUUAAGAAGAAUAACGAGGCUGGGAAAACCGGAGAGAGCAGGGAAGCCAAAGAGGAAAAGAAAGAGAAGGAAAAAAAGAAUAUAAACUAUACUGCAAACACAACACUAGAGGGCAGAACUGUCAGCACUGCCGCCUCGGAUACUUCCGGAAUGCAUAACGAGGCUGGGAAAACCGGAGAGAGCAGGGGAGCCAAAGAGGAAAAGAAAGAGAAGGAAAAAAAGAAAGAAAAAGAUUAUGAAAAGAAAGACUAUGAGAAAAAAGUUGUUGCGAGGAUUUUGAUCCCUGGGGGGCCAAAAACGCAGUUGUCAAAAAUAGCGUACAUCAGAUUUCAAGACUGCGAGUGCAACGGUCACUCAAAUCGCUGCAGUUACAUUGAUUUCAUCAACAUUGUGACUUGUGUGAGCUGCAAACACAACACUAGAGGGCAGAACUGUCAGCACUGCCGCCUCGGAUACUUCCGGAAUGCUUCCGCCGAGCUGGACGAUGAGAAUGUUUGCAUAGAGUGUAACUGUAAUCAGCUGGGCUCUCUACACGCCCGGUGCAAUGACACAGGCUUCUGCCAGUGUAGAGAGGGCACCACGGGCCAGAAGUGUGAGGACUGCCUGCCUGGAUAUACCUGGAAGCAAGGCUGCGUGCCAAACGUGUGCGACGACGAGUUCUUCCUGUGUCAGAACGGCGGCUCCUGUAUCCAGAACCAGAAGUGCGUGUGUCCACCCAGCUUUAGGGGUGUUUUGUGUGAGCAGCCACGCUGCCAGGGCGAAAAAGGGUGCGAUGGCGCAUCGGCCUGCUACCUCAGCACACUGACGCUGCUGCUCUGCCUUCUAGCCAACAGCCUGCUUAAAGCCAGCACCUAGAAACCCAUCUUAGUCCUGAAAUCGAUUCUAGUCUACACAGGCCAAAGGGCUGAACCCUGCGGACAGAGAGAGAGUGGCCUGAACCCGUAUGGCGUACGGACCCAGCCUCACGGUGCUGAAAUCUUUUUUGGAAAUGGCGGCGGCUGCACUGAGGUCAAAACGCCUUCAUGAGAUGAGCAGUUUAUUGCUUGUCUACUAGCAACACUGAUCGCCUGAACUUUAUACCAAAAACAGAAUAAAAAGAACUUAAGUUCAGUUUCAGCUCACUCUACACAAAACUCUAAAGAAAGUGGGGAAAUAUAUAGAUGCGGUUUCAUUUCCUUUGCAUUUCUACUUUCUCUGUAGUUCUGACGCUCACUGAGGUACAAGCACCGCAUUUAGCUAGCUUGUUUUAACGAACAACAAACGGUCGAUAUCACGGAAGCCUACUUAUGCCAAGUUAUUCUUCUUCUCUUGAAGACUUGUUUUUACAUUUCCUUUCAUUGCUGCAUUUUUCUUGCAUUUUAUUGUCAUUGAGGUUGUAACAAGUAGAUGAAACCAAUGGAAAAGAUGUUUAAUCGCCGUCCCGCUAGUAUGAAGAAUGAACGUCUCUAGCUUGUGUUUGAGAUUACGUUUAUGGAAUGUAGAAAGAGGUUUUAAAUGGUCACACUGAACAAAUAUACAUAUAUCGGUCUAUCUGAAAGGAAAUAUGAAGUAUUGUAUAUUAUAAUUAUUAUUUCAAUAUUUUUCGUAGAAAUUGUUAUUUUUGUUGAGUAAAUGUUACCAUUGUAAAGACAUUGCAGCCUUUAUUGCAGUGCAUAUGGUAUUCACACCAUGGUAAAACUAUAUUUGAUGAUACAGCAGAGUGCAUCUCUAAGAUAUCUGGAAUAUUUUUCCAUCCAUAUCAUUACAUUUAAAUAAAGCAUAAACGGUUCAUUACAUGCACAGCUUUAGCUCAAUGUAACCCGCACAUCAUAUUGUUACUGGCAUGUAUUCAUCAGUGCAGAUAUGACCAUUCAGGACUGCUUAUUAACACACUUCUGUAAUGAUACCUGUGAUAUAAGUGCAUUCCUAAAGCACUAAGUCCCACGAACCCCAAAUAAAUAAAUAAUUAUGAAGCACAGAAAAAAAAUGUAUCGUUAAUCAGCACAAUUAGAAUGGCCAUUCAGAUUAACAAUUAAAAAUGCAUAUUGAAAGUCGGCACAUUGUAUAUCAUGCAAUCAGGUUAUUUUUCAAAUAAUUUAUUUUAUUUUCCUUGCGUGAGUCUCAAAGAAAUGCCAAAAUCUUUAGCGGCUCAUGGGCUUUUUGAUGUAUUUCAUAUUUACAAAUGCUUUACAUUCAUAAUGAGCCAGGGUAAAUAAAGUACUAUGAAUAAAUAUUAUAAAUGAAUAAAACCUGACAAUCAGAAAGCACAAAGAGACAUGAGUGAAUUG